This is a messenger RNA of Struthio camelus australis, 4452 nucleotides long. The record is from RefSeq and is a predicted model, not a curated record. NCBI's taxonomy places the organism in Eukaryota, Metazoa, Chordata, Aves, Struthioniformes, Struthionidae.
AUGGGCUUUUUGAGAGUUCAGAAAGGAAACACUGAAGAGGCUGGAAGGCUACUGGGCAGCAAGAAUGUCCGUGUCAAUUGCUUGGAUGAGCAUGGCAUGACCCCUCUAAUGCAUGCAGCGUACAAAGGGAAGGUAGACAUGUGCAGGUUGCUCUUGCGACACGGGGCUGAUGUUAACUGCAAUGAACAUGAGCAUGGAUAUACUGCCUUGAUGUUUGCUGGACUUUCAGGAAACAAGGAAAUCACCUGGAUGAUGUUAGAGGCUGGAGCAGAGACAGAUGUUGUCAACUCUGUGGGAAGGACAGCAGCUCAGAUGGCUGCUUUUGUGGGUCAACACGACUGUGUGACUGUCAUCAACAACUUCUUUCCACGUGAAAGACUAGACUACUAUACUAAACCACAAGGCCUAGAUAAAGAACCAAAACUGCCAGUAAAGUUAGCUGGGCCUCUACAUAAAAUAAUCACUACUACUAACAUGCAUCCUGUUAAGAUUGUAUUGCUGGUAAAAGAGAACCCUCUAUUGGCAGAAGUAGAAGCACUGCAGAAAUGUUACAGGGUUCUGGAUCUGAUAUGUGAGAAGUGUAUGAAGCAGAGAGAUAUGAAUGAGGUACUUGCUAUGAAAAUGCACUACAUCAGUUGCAUCUUCCAGAAAUGUAUUACAUUCUUAAAAGAGCGAGAAGAUAAACUAGAUGGAUUUAUCAAAAGUCUCUUGAAAGGAAGAGAUAAAGAUGGUUUUCCUGUAUAUCAAGAGAAGCUAAUCCGAGAAAGCAUUCGAAAGUUUCCUUACUGUGAAGCUACAUUGCUCCAGCAGCUCGUGAGAAGUAUUGCUCCUGUUGAACUAGGUUCUGAUCCUACUGCUCUUUCUGUUCUUACACAAGCUAUUACUGGCCAAGUGGGUUUUGUGGAUGCUGAAUUCUGUACAACUUGUGGGGAAAAGGGAGCAGACAAAAGAUGUUCAGUAUGUAAAAUGGUGAUGUACUGCGACCAGAACUGCCAGAAAGUACACUGGUUUACCCACAAAAAAGUCUGCAAGGCACUGAAGGAAAUUCAUGAGAAACAAGAACUAGAAGCUGCCAAAGAAAAAAGGAAACAAGAAAAAAGGCAAAAUAAAGAUGAAGUGCAACUAGCAGAGCCUAGUUCUGCAAGUGAAGAACAGUCAGAUCCUGGCCCAGAUGCUACCAAAGAAGUGGAUCCAAAUCAUGCUGCUGACAGGACAGAAGAAACUGAGCUUACCAAAGAGUCAGAGGCACUAGCCCCACAUCCGGAAAGUCCCUUAGAAAGUGAGACUGGCUUAGCUGACGUUGCUCUUCAAAAAAUUCAAGAUCCUGAGGAAUAAGAGGAGGACAGGAAGAGUGUUCUAAGUGUUCUGGCUAAGUCUCUGUACCUCAAGCAUCAUAAAAAAUAUUUUAGGCUGACCAUGUCUUGACUUUUCACAGCAUGGCAUAUGUAAGGCUUCCUAUGAAAGACAGCAUGUAUCUGUUUAUCCUGAGAUGAAAUGGUAGCUAAUUUGUCUACAAAUACUUCAAGUCGUUGUAGAUUGUCAAAAUAGCUAUUUAUUAUGUGAUAAAAACUAGAGUGGCAUAGAAUCAUCUGCAUUUCUACCAACAGGAAGCAUAGUAAUAUCUGUGAGAUCUGUGGUCAAUCAACCACUUAGUGAAAAUGAAAAAGCAUUUAAGUAAAUCAGAUUAUUCUUGUUUCCAAAAACUAAAAUCUAUCUUCAUAGUAGUUUAAAGGUUUUUUUUUUCUUCGAGUACACAGAAAUGCAGUUGAAAGUCUUGGGAAGCCAACUGUUGAGUUGCUCUUACACCACUUUACGAAGCUUCGUUUGAAAGAAUUCAGUAGUGAUUAGGUCUCUGAAGAUAUUUGUCUGAAUUCUCAAAACCUUUCGUGACUUCACUGUAAAUAAUUUUGACUAGUGAGUGCACAGCAAUAGUGUCUAUUUUGUGGCAAUUUUAUUAAUGAUACUACUGUUUCAGAUGUCUCAAAUUGACUGUGAAAUGUAUCUUUCAAGAGAAUGACUUCUUUAUUUAUUUUCUCAAAAAUAUUCCAAGUUUGUCAAAGGCUAAUGAAGAGAACACCUGAAGGUUUUUUAGUAUUUUAACUGACUGGAGAAUGAUGGUUUCUAAAUCUCUACUUUCAGGUAAAGAUGUCUUAGAGCACACUGGGAUGUUGUGUAUGAAUUGUUCGGUAAGCACAUAUAAGAUGUUAAAUAUUGUACAAACAGACUGCACCUGGUUCCAGUGAUUUGAGUGAGAAAUUCAUAUGUACAUUGAUACAACUGGGAUUUUAUUUAGGCUUUCAACUAAAUACCCUAUCUUGAAAACAGUAUUCCUUAAUUAUGCUGUUUUCACUCAGAUUUACUAUCACGUCUCAUGAAAUCAAUGGGAUUGUCACAAGCUAAAAUACCAUAAGGCAUUUUACUCUGCAUAAGGAUGGCAGAAUUUGAGAUUCUUUAAUUUCUGGGUGAAUAACUGGUGUUUUGAACGUGGCAAUAUCUUUCAGCAGCGAGGAAUCGGAUCCAUCCCCUAUACAGAGGAAAAACGCUAUAAAUUUUUUACUGUUUAAUAUCUUGAAAGUUUUUAAUAUUCUGAAAAUUGUAAGAGUAAGGAUACUUAAAUGCUCCUGGGCAGGAAAUACACUUUUUGUAUGAUUCAUAAAAGCAUUUUCAUUUCAAGGAUUUGAAGAAUAAAAUGUGAAGAAUAAAGGGAAGGUUUUUUUUUCAAAAUAAGGAAGCUGAGUGGCAAUUCUGUUUAUUGCAUCUAUAACGUCUGCUGGGACAUACUCUUACAUUCAGGUUUAUGAUCCAUUACCCUCUUGUAGCUCAUGUGUACGAGUUCAGUUUCAUGCCAGUCAGGGCCUGGAGCUGCCGGGGGGAAAGCAAGAGAUGGGUAGCUGGGGCUUAGAUAUGGAAUCAGGAUAUAGCCACAGUCUGCUGGUGGAUCUGGGAAUGCAAAGUGCUCCUGGGUUCCCUGAUCUGUACAUAGCUGCUGGGACUCACUGGGAGGUAUUGCUUCUUAGGUUUCUUUGAAAAUCCCAACCGUAUAAAACAAAUAGAUUCAGGAUUUUAGAAGUGUGGUAAAAUCCACAGCACAAUUUCUGCUUUCAUUCUUCCAGCCAGCCUGGUUUUUCUUGAUAAAGAAAAAAAGACCAAGUGAUAGGAGAAAGUAUUAACAUUGGAUAAAGGUGUGAAAUACAGGAUCUUUGAUGCAGACUGUGUAGUUGUAUUUGUUCUCGUUCUAACUUGAAAAAGCUUCAAAGUCAUAAGCAGAGGUUGCUAUACUUCCUUCUCUUUGCAAUGAAUCACAGAUGAGAGCAAAUGCAAUCCAAGUUAAGCCCCUGGUCCCGCUGAGAGCUGCCUCUGCCUUUCUCAGCUUGAGCUUCUAUUGGAAGAUCAUGGUUGGCAUAAACCUGAGAUAAUGACUGGCUUUUGUGUAAUUAUAAACUGCAAUCAUGUGGCAUGAUACUUAAAAGGAACCUAGAGUAGAGUUAAACUUCAUCUGCAACUUACUGAUUCCUAAAGUAAGGUUUUAAGUGACAAUGAAGACGGGCAGCUGCACAGUGCAAGGCCAGCAGAUACACCCCUGCAGCUUCAAGAGUGUGUGCUUCACAAGACAUUUUUUUUUUCCCACCACUGACUUUGCUUUCUAGGAAACCUGGAGGCCUCACUUCUGCUUCACCAGCUGUUUUGCUAGAUAUAAGAACACAGCAGCUGUGAAUCUGUCUAGCCUGCCUCAUUGCAGCUCUUGCUCCUUAAUUCACUUUUAGACUAUGUGUUUUUUUAAUAUCGACUACUAUUUCUUCUACUGUCUUCUCCACUUUGGGAAAUCUGACUGAAUUAAGGACAUAUAAAAGCUUCUAAAAUUAUUUGAGUAUAACUUCUAAUGAACUGAUUGUUGCAUGUUCAAAUCAUUUUAGAUUUCUAAUGCAGUUAGAUUUUCAAGGUUUUUGUUCAUCUAACUAAAGGAAAUUAAUCCUUCGUAAAAGUUGAAAUGACCUUUGUGAUUUGAGUACUUUUUUGUAUAUAAAUAGCUAAUAUUAUUAUUCCUUUUUCACGAAUCGCUCUAAAAUAGACUCUAAAAUCAGUUCUGGCUUUGUCUGAAAAGGCCUUUUUCUGAUAAAGCUCAGACAGAUGAAUAUAAUGGAAAGCACUGCUUUUUAACUGCGGAGGACUUAUUUGGAAGUCAGUGAUUGCAUUGACUUGUGGCUUGUUGGACAGCGUCCAACAUUUACAAACUACAAAUGGGAUCAUGUCGCGUUACAGCAAAGGGCUUCUGGGUGCAUGAUAGGUUUUUCUGUUUAAUAUAUGUAGUCCUGGCACACUUGUGUGGAACAGUGAGACAACCAAAAAUCUAGAGGUUUUGAUGGACUUCUCACCAUCAAAGAUUAUAUAUGGAUAAGUUAGCGCACUCAUUGUCUUCUCUGAGCCCAUCAGUAGUAGUAUUGUCAAAAUUCU